Peronospora matthiolae is the source of this 2178-nucleotide messenger RNA. NCBI's taxonomy places the organism in Eukaryota, Oomycota, Peronosporomycetes, Peronosporales, Peronosporaceae. The record is from the annotation of a GenBank genome assembly.
AUGGCGACGGAAGAUGAAGCUGCGCUGUUGGAGCCUCAUGAGGAGCCACUGACGACCAAGGGGACGCCGACUUUGGGCGGGAACAAUGCAGACAAGAAGAAGAAGAAGAGGCUUUUGCCAAUGGAGUUGCGGAAACAACGUCGGGUAGCAAAGCUCCAAGGAUUCGCUGAGCACAAGGCUCGAGUGCCUUUGGAACCGCUUCCUACUGCAACGGCAUCUGCCAGAUUGGCACCAGCGGAAGCAGGAAGUGGCUCGGACUUGCAGGUAGAUAUUGAAGAUGAAAAAGCGGUAGGUGUUGCUGGGUCAAAAACGGUGGAAGCAGAAACGUCUGCGCAGUUGUUGACUCGUGCGGAGAAGACGGCAACGCGUUUGGAUUCGCUGUACACAUCGUCACUCUCGGGGCAAAAGAGGCGACAGAGUCGUCCAGGUGCUAGCGUCCCGUACAUUUUUCAAGUUGCCAGUUUACCGCUGGAUGUCGUGCCGAAGACGAAAUUAUCCAUUCUCACCGCGUUUCCUUACCCCUUUACACGCGCCAAUUCGCGGCUCAAGAAACGAGCACUGGAGAGGUUUGUUACCGGCAGUGGGAACGAUGCCGCUCAAUCUGCUUCUCCAGUCAGUAAUGCCAUGCGAUGGCAGCAAUCAUUGUACUAUUUCUCGCACCCUGCAGAUUCAGUGCCAACAUCCAUGCUCCUUCGCCGUGCCGGUGGUGUCAGUUCUAGUGAUCUGCUGUCCGGAGGGCUGAAAGGCGAGCGCCAACGAGAGGAGACGGCGUUUUUUGCAGCACGUUGGAAUGCGUGGCAGGAAGCAUUUCGUGAUGUGUACAUGAGCUUUCGGCGGCAAGAGGAUGGUGCGUUUCGCGACUGUUCUUUCUAUCUUCGCUCCAGCGACUUUGUGGUUUACUUCCAGUAUGAAACUGGUAGGACGGAAGCAACAUGCGGUGGUGAGAGCAUACCAUCAAUUAUAAACUUGUGCCAGCAGCAUGACACGGAAGAAAUGUCCAUCAGAAGAGAGGCGAGGAUCAAGCGUGCCAAGAAAAGCCUUUGUGCGGUCAUGUCUCGGUCAAGCGGUCGAGUUCGCAAGGUAUUGCACCAUCUCAACGUUGCGUAUACCAUGCCAUACGUCAAUGCAACCGAGACGCAGCGCGAAGCCGGCGAGUUUUACAUGCUUGCCGAAGAGCGUGCAGCCACCCGCUCCAGAACCACACAUGGCGGUGAAGACACGACUGCUGCACCUAUAGCUCGCACUACCGCCUCGGUAGAGAAUAUGCAUGGCGCCGACUCGCUGCUCCUCUUUCACGGACACGAUGCAGUGCACGGACUCUACGAGUUCCUCAUCAACCAAGCGCCCAUGUCCAACCAAGACGUACCGGAGCUGUAUGCGUUGCACCCGUUUGUACGCGCUUCCAUCCAGAGUUUGCAAGUGACACCCUUUGGACCAGUUGAUGGCAUCCCAAAUGGCUCAUCUUUAGAAGCUCAGUUAUCGAAAUCCUCGACGCUUUUUCGGACCGAGAUUUCCGGGUUCUGUUUCCCAUCGAGCAUUGCAAGACUCCUUACGGUGCUCAAAGAUGAAUGGGAAGCAACGCAGCCACUUCAGGAUCCAGUGGCUUCGUGCUCGAAUGCAGAGCCUGAAAGCCGAAGGCCAGCCCGUCAAAUUGCGCUGCGCACGUACAUGGAAGCAGUGGCAGGUGCUGGGCGACUGAACGCCGUCAAUCUGACGAAGCACGUGGCAACAACGAAUGACCAACAGAGGCGUGAAAAGCGCCAGCAAGAGCUCGAGUUUGCCAAGCGGCGGCUCGAGGCCGUAAUCUUGGCGACGACGGAAAGUCGCUACGACAAAAAGGCCGAGGAUGUCGAGCGAGUCCCUCUCGAAAUGACCUUCCAGUCGACCAGGGCCCUCUAUACGAUCAUCAUGAUACUGUGUGAAGCCAAGCCGCAGACUCACUCUCGCUUCUGUUCCUCUUUCUCCUACUUAAAAGCAGUGGAAUCCUCAUCCGGACGCACGCACGUUCUCCUCUUCAUUUCGUCCACCGUGCUAAUCCUUCCCGGCACAAGUGCUACGACUUUGGACAGAAAGGUCGGUCGCUGUUGUCCGACGAUUGCGAAGGCGCUGCUGUUCCGCCUGCUGGGAUCGCAACAGCUGCAAGGCGCACAGCAGCUUCAAGCGCAGCUCGACACUUGA